Messenger RNA from Amphiprion ocellaris (clown anemonefish), 1622 nucleotides. Its product is annotated as trafficking protein particle complex subunit 5-like. Lineage: Eukaryota; Metazoa; Chordata; Actinopteri; Pomacentridae. Gene Ontology annotation, biological process: endoplasmic reticulum to Golgi vesicle-mediated transport. The coding region runs from base 143 to 709 and encodes 188 amino acids. The record is from RefSeq and is a predicted model, not a curated record. The transcript has 3 exons. Gene Ontology annotation, cellular component: TRAPPII protein complex; TRAPPIII protein complex; TRAPPI protein complex.
AACGGUGUCGAUGUAAUUCUCCUACUGACCUGCGGGAGGCAGCAAAACACCUCUGCUCCGUUUAGUCUGCUGUAAAUGACAUCAACAGAGGAAGAAGAAGAAGCAGACCCUGAACAGCAGCUAAUUUAGCUCCCACAAGAAAAUGGACACGAGGUUUACUCGAGGGAAAUCCAACAUCUUAGAGCGGCCCUUGACCCGACCAAAGACGGAAGUCAGCGUGAGCGCCUUCGCCCUGCUGUUCUCUGAGAUGGUCCAGUACUGUCAGAGCCGAGUGUACUCUGUAACCGAGCUGCAGACCCGGCUGGCAGACAUGGGCCAGAGCGUCGGAGCCAGCAUGCUGGAUGUGCUGGUUCUGAGAGAGAAGAACGGCAAGAGGGAGACCAAAGUGCUGAACAUGCUGCUCUUCAUCAAGGUUAAUGUGUGGAAGUCUUUGUUCGGGAAGGAGGCAGACAAGCUGGAGCAGGCCAACGACGACGACAAGACUUAUUACAUCAUAGAGAAAGAGCCGCUUAUCAACGCCUACAUCUCUGUGCCGAAGGAGAACAGCAGCUUGAACUGUGCCGCCUUCACUGCCGGCAUCGUGGAGGCCAUCCUCACUCACAGCGGCUUCCCCGCUAAGGUCACCGCUCACUGGCACAAAGGCACCACUCUCAUGAUCAAGUUUAACGAGUCGGUUAUCGCCAGGGACAAGGCGCUGGAUGGCAGAUAAGAAAGACUGAACAUGGUGAAUUGUGUUGUAAAUGGAUAGGGGAUCAGGAUUGAUCAUCAAAGCUCAGGCUGGUGUUUGUUCCUGAUGCGUGGAUGAUUUAUUGUCCUCGUGGUAACUGAUGAGAAAAGACGACUUUAUGGAUGAAUGACUGCGCUGCACUGAGCCACAUGUAGAGCAGAAAAGAUGCAACUAGUUGGUUUUGUGGAUCAUCUCUCACUCGUUUUACCUCAUGAAGUUGUUUAGAUCACUUUUUGUUUGUAGUUUGUUUUGGUUACAUGGUUACUCCACAGAUAAUCCAUAAAAGAUAAAGAUAUCAGAUCAUAGUUUCACAGCAUCAUUCAGUUGUUUUCAUUGGUGGAUCUCUGAUUCUUAAGAGCACCUGUCACCAUAUUUUAUUUCACCCUUUGAGGCACAACAUGGGUCAAGAGGUACCCAUUUUCUAUUGAUUAUGGAUCACUUUUGACCCAUGUUUGCAUCAAAGGGUUAAAUGGCUUCAAUCAAAUAACCUCUUGGGCUGUUUAUAGACUAUGUAAUGAAUCAAAUAUGUCCAAAUUAGACUGGUACAUUGAACAACAACCUACUAAAUGGUGACCAACAAAGUUACACAUUCUUCCUUUUUAAAAUGUUCAUUAGAAAAUACAGUUUUUUAACGACUAAAUAUUUUAUUUUCCUUUUUUUUCUGAUUCAUUCCAGUUCAAUCUCAGCUUUCAUCUCUGUAAAAUAGCAUCUUCAUCUGGAACAGCGAGGUUGUGUAGUCACUAUUUGUGUUUUCUUAUACUUUUAUUAUAAAUGUGUGGAUUCAAGGUUUGUAAAACACAAGGCAGUUUACAUUCUACAGUUUAAAACUUGAACACGGAAGAUGUUUGAGAAGAUAUGACUGCUGUUAAGCCGACUAAUAAAAAUGGAAAACAUG